AUGGCGUUGCAAUGGGUGCUGAAGAAGGUGGCGAUUGUGAUGAAGAAGGACCAGGGUAGACGCGGUCUUCUGGCAACUCUACUCUGUGUCGUGUGUGUCAUCCUCUCCUUCCAUGCUUCUUCAGCAGCGCACUCGCUGGCCCUGCUGCUCUCCGCCUGGAUUUCGGUGUUCGCCCUCUGCACGCUGCUCUCCGCGCUGUAUUCAAUGACGAUCGACAGCAAG
Mesorhabditis spiculigera is the source of this 222-nucleotide messenger RNA. NCBI's taxonomy places the organism in Eukaryota, Metazoa, Nematoda, Chromadorea, Rhabditida, Rhabditidae. The record is from the annotation of a GenBank genome assembly.